AUGUCUCUUAACAUGGAUAUUGCAGCACAUCUUGCAGAAAAACCUCUCGGGAAAGUAUUACGAUCAUUCCGCAGCCUUUACAAAGACAACUUUCCCUCCCCGCAAGCAAAGGUAUUCGGCAAUCCCAAAAAUGCAGACGAAUGUCGAGAGCCUCUUGAAGACCUCAUUCUUAAGUUCAUUGCUUAUAUCCAAGACAGUUUCGAUACACCAACUAAAGUCAAAAAGCUCUUCUCGCGGUUAAAUACGAUAGGUAGCUGGAUGAGAUCUAUACCGUUUGAUAUGACCCCAUUUGAACUAGUAGCAACUUUAAUUCUGAACCAUGCGACUGACCUUGAAAUUUGGAACUCACUCAUACUGCUUGUCGAUGAACUCGAAAAGAUCAUGUCAGCUACAGAAGAUCAGCUCGAAGAACUAGCUACUGAAUCCAUUUACCGACGAGUAGUAGAAUCAUCUGACGGAGCACAAAUGAACAUGGAGGAUCUGAAGCAAGCUUUGAGCGGAGAGUUGGAAGGCUCGGUUUUUGUGAACGUGAUCGGCUUUUGGGAUAAAUACUUUGAGUCAAAGCGGAUAAAGGUCGAGCGUGACGGCCUUACCAAGAAAUUUAUGGAACUAUCGGCAGAAUCCAAGUUCCAGUUUCCCGCUGUCCCGACUGAAGAUGCGGUAUGGAAAUGGAUGCAGGUUAUCGAGCAUGACCUAAUCAAAGCCUAUCGAAGCCCAAGUCAUUCGGCAACAAAUGAUGCUGCAAAUACUGCAGAAGAACGGGUUGGAUUAGCUUUCACUGGGGCUCAAUUUCACACUCUCGCAGCCGGAAAAAUCAUUGGAAACCAGACAAAGCGACAGGUAGAUUACUUCAUCAAAAGUCGAAACCUUCCGACUGAGGACAGGCAUCAUUGGCGGGAUAUUCUUGUGGUGGGUGAACUUACGGUAUCUUCAUCUAAGGUUUCUCGGCAAAAGUUUCUUCAGCUCAGUGUAUACAUGCGGGAAGUGUUCAUGGCUCAGCCACUUCGUCGAUUCGUGCACGGGUUCAUCCUCUUCGAGAAAGACCUGCAACUUUGGGUAUACGACCGAUCGGGACCGUAUUCUUGUUCAUAUAUUGAUAUUGGCAAAUCACCAGAGAAGCUCGUGCAUGUCUUGGUGACAUACAUGCUGAUGAACGAUGAGGAACUUGGUCUUGACCCCAACGUCAAAUACGAAGGUGAAGAUAUGAUAGUUCAUCUCGAGGUGCCCGGGUCGAAGGAUAUACGGAAGUUCACCUUGGAUCCCAACCCAAUCUCUCAACAGAAGGCAUACCUUUGUAGGGGAACAAGUUGCUAUAAAGACAGAACCCUCAGCUGCGUGGUCAAAUUCUCGUGGAGAAUAUGCGAUGGGCUUUCAGAGAUUGAGCUUCUUGAGAUGGCGGACAAUAUACCUGGGAUGGCAAAGAUUCUUGGAUCAGCUAAUCUGGUAAAAAUCAGCCAGCUCCGCGAAGGUCUUCUGUUCACCAAGAGCAUGGUCAAAGACACUCGUCCGACGGAGAAGAUCAUGACUACGCCAUACGACUUAAGUGGAGAGAUGACACGGAUUCCGAAGGAAAGCGUGAAUAACCAACUGAGCCGAAAGCGAAAGAGGGAGGCACUUCAAGCUGAAAAAGAGAUGGCUGGAUCAAUUAAAAAAGCGCGAUCAAUGCAAGAAAGUAGGCAAAAUCAUUACGUGGAAAUGGAAGUUCUUACUAAUUACAACACAGAUACAACCGUGACCCAACAAGCGCUCAAAAUUCCAAACUCUGGCAGGGCAAUGAUCGUGGAAGGCUCUGCUUAUUCAGUCAAUCAAUCUUCCGGUAAAAGGAAAACUGCCGAUGAUGCCGAAGUAAACGACAGAUUGAAGAGAGUUCAACUGUCAAGUAACGCCGGCUUAAUUGCGAUGAAUAAUUCUGCGGGACCAAGCUCACUUCCUGAAAAGGCUCCAAAUCCACCAAAGUCAAGUGCCAAUGCUAGAUCAUGUAGUACGAAAGCGGUAAAAAUGGUAAACACUGAAGUCAUUAUUCCACGUGACCGUCAAUUUACCGCUGCCGGGAUCUCGCCGUACGGGCGGCCGAUUGAUAAGUUUAGAUCGGCGCUGGAACUGAUCAUCGGGAUUAGCGAUGCCAUCAAGGCGCAUCGGUCACUACUGAUGGACGCUAAGAUAUUACAUCGCGACAUCUCGGUGAAUAAUAUUCUAUUGACUGGCAUUGAGACGAGUGACAAGCUGGGUGGUGUCUUGAUAGAUCUGGACUUGGCAACAUUGUUGAAAGAUGGAAAAGUUCAAGAAAAGGAUCGAGUGGUGACAGGCACGAUGCAAUUUAUCGCACUGGACAUUUUGAGUAACAGCUUUGCGACGACGGGUGCAGUGGUCAACCACACUUACCGACAUGAUCUCGAGUCGUUCUUGUAUGUCUUAAUCUGGGUCUGCAUUAACUGUGGAUGGAAUAAAGGCACAAACCCGCAUGAAGUUUUCCUAUCAAAAUGGUAUACAGGGACCGCCCAAGAAAUACACUUACAUAAGGAAUACUACAUCACUCUUGGUAGCUUCGAAAAAGUAUUGUUUAAAUUUUCGCCGAUGUUUGAUGAUGUGAAGGUUCUAGCUGAGGAAUUCAGGGACUUAUUAUUUAAUUCAAAUAUAAAGACGCGAACAGGAAAUCUUGAGGACCCGAACAAACUAUACGAACCUAUCAUUGCGGCGUUUGAUAGAGCUAUCGAGGCAUUGAAAAUGUAA
This is a messenger RNA of Blumeria graminis f. sp. triticale, 2730 nucleotides long. NCBI's taxonomy places the organism in Eukaryota, Fungi, Ascomycota, Leotiomycetes, Helotiales, Erysiphaceae. The record is from the annotation of a GenBank genome assembly.